Apiotrichum porosum is the source of this 1074-nucleotide messenger RNA. RefSeq lists its product as uncharacterized. The transcript has 2 exons. The coding region runs from base 1 to 1074 and encodes 357 amino acids. Lineage: Eukaryota; Fungi; Basidiomycota; Tremellomycetes; Trichosporonales; Trichosporonaceae. The record is from RefSeq and is a predicted model, not a curated record.
AUGACUCUUGUCUGCGACACGCGCGACGUAUGUAUGGAAGGGUCAACCGGCGGCGAAGGUAGCAGCGAAUGGCCCCUCAACCCACCGUCGACCUCUACCGAACUGUACCGCGACUCAUUGGAUGAGACCAACGCUCACGCCGACGCCUUUGACUGGUACUAUGCCGAGUUGUACCUCCAGCAUUUCCACCAGCUCCCUCUUGUCCCCUGGAACAUUCCCUCCGUUUGGGGCAUGGCGGACGUUAUCGCCUCCUACCUCCACUUCCAAGCCUCGUCUGCCAACAUAAACGGCGUCGCUAUCAUUAUCACUCGCGGCACGCUACAGAGAUGGACACGCCACAUGAUCAUCUUGGCCGAGUACAACCUCCUUGGCUCCAACUCGCCCACCUACGGCACAAUCGACCCUCGUGUUUUUCACGGUAUGCUUCCCGACCGUUCAGACUCGUUGCCUGGUCGCCUCUUUACCUCCUACGUCCCCGACAUUGAAAGGAACUUGAACCUGCCCUUCGGUCCCGAGCAGGUCAUUGCGCCCGUUCAGGUGUACCACCCGCCGACUCUCCCCAAUCCUCUUCAACACAUCCCGGUUCAACCAACUGGACCUACCGUCAAGAGGCACCGCGAGUCUCCCGAGGUCGUCAGGUCCACCAAGCGCCAGAACAUGCAUCCUGUGGCCCCAGAUGGCUGGGUUUGGGUCGAUCCCGAGGGUAUCAACAAUAGCACCGACUAUAACCCCUUGGCCCACGACUCACUCCCAAUCCAAUGCGAGGUUACUCCCUCGGCACUCUUCACGCAGGACUUCAACGAUCCGACCAACCCAUUUGCGUUCGCCCCCAACGUCCCCGGGCCAGCUGCGGUCCCCUCCAGCACCACGUACUCCGUCGGCCAGGACCAAGGCAGCCCUUGCAACGGUUCUGUCUUUGUCGACACAUUGGCGGCCGCAUACGUCCAGGCUACCAGCAGUGAUGCGUCCUCCACGCUCGUCAGCAGCCCCAACAGCGGUGGCGAGUUGGGAGACGUUUCUCAACCCCAUGUGAUGGAUGCCGAAACCCAACAGGCAGCUUUUGCGUCCUUAUAA